AUGGCUACUCCUACCCCGUCCAAGUCCAAGUUGCGACUUAAGACUUCGCUGGACAUGGAGUUCUACCACAUGCCGAGCCGGGAGGGGCAGGGGAACCCUCCAGUUAUCUUCUUGCAUGGCUCCUUCCAUGGCGGCUGGUGCUGGUCCGACUGGAUGGAUCUGUUUGCCCGACGAGGGUUCGCGUCGUACGCGCCAUCGCUGCGAGGAACGUCAGGCAGUCCGCAGAGGGAGGGGGUGAAGUCCGUGCAGCUCUCAGAACACACCGAGGACAUCCUGUCCUUCAUCGACGCUGUUCUGCCCCCUGACAGCCCUCCCCCCGUGCUCGUCGGGCACAGCUUCGGCGGCAUGUACGCUCAGGUUGGUGUCUACAAGAGAGGAAGAAACAGAAAAAGGAGCAGGGUCAAGGUGAGGAGGACGAGCAAGAGCACGAGCACGAGCACGAGCACGAGCACGAGCACGAGCACGAGCAAGAGCAAGAGCACGAGCAAGAGCACGAGGACUCACCUGCAGAAAGGAGGCAAGAGAGAAGGAUACAUCUUCUCUAAGCCGAGAUUGGCCUGGGACAUUGUGCAGGCCUUUGUGCUGAAAAAGGCAGGAACAGACCUCGACAUCUGUCGGAAGAUCUUCUUCUCUCAAGACAAUCCGCCUGAUGAGCAGGUCCGAGAAUACAUGCAGCUGUUUGCAAGAGAUAGCGUCGUCGGGCUCGACGUCGGCAAGGUCGUGGACGCGCCGGCCGUGGAGGAGACGGCAGAGUUCUACGGGUGCGAAGCGAAGUUCCUGCCCGGGGCCCAUGAGAUCAUGUUGGAAGACACGUGGAAGGAGAACGCAGAGUUUGUGGUGGACUGGAUCGAGAAGGUGGGUGCGGGAAAGUGA
Messenger RNA from Guillardia theta CCMP2712, 873 nucleotides. RefSeq lists its product as hypothetical. Bases 1 to 873 code for a protein of 290 amino acids. Lineage: Eukaryota; Cryptophyceae; Pyrenomonadales; Geminigeraceae. The transcript is spliced from 11 exons. The record is from RefSeq and is a predicted model, not a curated record.